AAACCCCAUUUUUUAUUGCUCGGCAACUUUUGUUUUCCAUAAGUUGUAAGCCUUCUCUUUCUUUGUAUAGCAAUGGCGACAACCUCAGCUACACUCUCCCCUGUCACACUUGCUGCUGCCACUGUUACCAGUCCCAGGAGGAGAACGAGCGUUAAUGUGAAUUACAUAUCAGGGCUGAAUGCUUUCGGUGGGCUAAAGGCUCACAACAAUGUGGUCUCACUAGGCCUGCCGGUUUGCACCGAGCAAUCUUUUGCAAAGGUUGUGAGCUCACUCAGAGCUCCAUCGAAGGAGAAAGGUGGUGGUGCCCUCUCUACAACCUGCAACGCAGUUGAUGAGAUUUUCAGGAUUGCAGCAAUCAUGAAUGGCCUUGUUCUCGUAGGGGUUGCUGUGGGCUGUCUCAUUUUGACUUGUAUGCUGGUAGAACUGGGUGAUCGCACCCUGCCGGCCGCUGCUUGGUCACCUUCAUUUUUUGGAAAGGACCAGCUGAUACAUAGAAAACUUGGGGCCUUGGCUGACGAGUAUGGACCUGCUUACUUGAUCCGCCUCGGAAUCCAUCGAACACUAGUUGUGAGUGGCUGGGAAGUUAUAAAAGAAUGCUUCACUACCAACGACAAGGUCUUUCCCACACGCCCAAGAACCUUAGCCGCGAAGCUUAUGGGCUAUGACCAUGCCUUGAUGGGUUCAGCUCCUUAUGGACCCUACUGGCGCCACACAAGGAAAAUUGCUACGGUUGAGCUCCUCUCUAAUCGUCGACUCGAGUUACUCAAGCAUGUCCGGGAAGCAGAAAUCAACUAUCUUCUUAAAGAGUUAUACGAGGAAUCUGUGAAAAGUGGGGGCGUUGCUGUGGUGCAAAUGAGGGAGAAGUUUUCGGACUUGGCAAUGAAUGUCAUAGUGAAGAUGAUGACUGGAAAAAGAUAUGGUGGCCCUGAUGGAAGAAAUGACGAGGAAUCCAAGCGAUGCCAGAAGGCCUUGAACGAAUUCUUUUACCUGGCGGGGUUAUUCACGGUUUCAGAUGCAGCUCCUGCUCUUGGCUGGAUUGAUGUUCUGACAGGAACCAUAAGCAAAUUCAAAAGGACAGCAAAGGAGUUGGAUUAUGUGCUUGGAAGCUGGGUGAACGAACAUCGCGAAAGGAGGCUCGCAGGGGAUACCAAAGGCGACAAAGACUUCAUCGAUGUCAUGCUGUCUAUCUUGGAUGAUGGCAAGACUUCAGCUAAAGAGGCAGAUAUUACUAUCAAGGCUACUUGUCAGAGUCUUCUCUUAGGUGGAAACGACACCACUGUGCUUACACUUACAUGGGCACUAUCCUCGCUAUUGAACAACCGCCAUGCGCUAAAGAAGGCUCAGGACGAACUUGAAACCCAGGUAGGAAGGGAUCGGCAAGUGGAGGAGUCAGACAUGAAAAACCUCCCAUACUUGCAUGCCAUUGUUAAGGAAGCAUUGAGAUUAUACCCAGCCGCGCCUCUCUCAGCACCACGAGAAGCCAUGGAGGACUGUACCGUAGCGGGUUUCCAUGUGCCAGCAGGCACUCGCCUUCUGGUCAACCUGUGGAAGAUGAUGCGAGACCCCAGUGUUUGGGAAAAGCCUUCAGAAUUUGUGCCCGAGCGGUUCCUUAACGAACAUGCCAAGUUUGAUGUGAGGGGUCAGGAUUUUGAGUUUACUCCAUUCGGUACUGGGAGAAGGAUGUGUCCAGGUGUCACUUUUGCGCUCCAAAUCCUGCACUUAACGUUGGCUCGGCUGAUUCAUGGAUUCGAAUUGGGGACGGUCUCAGAUAAACCAGUCGACAUGACUGAAAGCCCUGCACUAACUCUCGCUAAAGCUACACCAUUAGAGGUCACAGUUACCCCAAGGUUAUCUUCCAAUCUCUAUGCGUGUUGAUCAACGCUGGAGAGAGAAAUCAUUGCUUCCCGAGAUGCGGCAUGUUCACCCCAUUUUCUUCCAUACAUUUGAUCAAUAAGGAUGGCAUAUUAGUGCAAAAUACCCUUACUUUGGGUUAUGGAAACUAAUAAAUUAUGUUUGCUUCCGAUUA
Theobroma umbraticum is the source of this 2026-nucleotide messenger RNA. Its product is annotated as xanthotoxin 5-hydroxylase CYP82C4-like. Gene Ontology annotation, biological process: terpene biosynthetic process. The record is from RefSeq and is a predicted model, not a curated record. Gene Ontology annotation, molecular function: monooxygenase activity; oxidoreductase activity, acting on paired donors, with incorporation or reduction of molecular oxygen; iron ion binding. NCBI's taxonomy places the organism in Eukaryota, Viridiplantae, Streptophyta, Magnoliopsida, Malvales, Malvaceae.